This is a messenger RNA of Gallus gallus (chicken), 4675 nucleotides long. RefSeq names its product chromosome segregation 1 like (gene CSE1L). Gene Ontology annotation, cellular component: nuclear envelope; cytosol. Gene Ontology annotation, biological process: protein import into nucleus; protein export from nucleus. The transcript is spliced from 25 exons. Gene Ontology annotation, molecular function: small GTPase binding; nuclear export signal receptor activity. Lineage: Eukaryota; Metazoa; Chordata; Aves; Galliformes; Phasianidae. Bases 417 to 3332 code for a protein of 971 amino acids. The record is from RefSeq and is a predicted model, not a curated record.
GCAAGUUACGCUGCGGGCGGCCGUUGCCGCGCCGGGAUCCCGGGGCAGCCCCGCGCCACCUCCGCUUCACGCAGCGCGGGCGGCCCCGACCCUGCGGUGGAGCGCGGGGGGCGAAGGCGGAGGGGAUGGCGCCGCCGGGAGCAGCCGGGCUGCGCAGGGCAGGCCCGACCCGAGGGGCUCUCCCGGAAGGCCCUUGAGCGGCCGCCGCCUCGGGACAGCCGCGUGCCUCGGGCGGGGCGCGGGGUGGGCUGCUUGCUGUGAUGGGCUGCGGGGGUGCGGGACGAACCGCCUUCCCACCGGCACCAUCCGUAGGCGCUACCUGAGCAGUAAGCGCCCGCAGCACCACGGCCUUCUGAAGCUCUUUGCAGCUGAGGACUGCGGCUUUUCGGCUCUGGUUUUCCUCAGUUUCUGCCAAAAUGGAGCUGAGCGAUGCCAAUUUACAGACCUUAACUGAGUACCUAAAGAAAACACUGGAUCCAGAUCCUGCAAUAAGGCGUCCUGCGGAGAAGUUUCUUGAGACAGUUGAAGGAAGCCAGAAUUAUCCAUUGCUGCUCUUAACGCUGCUGGAGAAAUCGCAGGAAAAUGUCAUCAAAGUCUGCGCGUCGGUAACAUUCAAGAAUUACAUCAAAAGGAACUGGAGAAUUGUGGAGGAUGAACCGAACAAAAUAUUUGAAUCAGACAGGAUAGCCAUUAAAGCCAACAUAGUGCCCUUGAUGCUUAGCAGCCCGGAACAAAUUCAAAAGCAGUUAAGUGAUGCCAUCAGUAUUAUUGGCCGGGAAGACUUUCCUCAGAAGUGGCCAGACUUGCUGACAGAAAUGGUGAACCGCUUUCAAAGUGGAGACUUCCAUGUCAUUAAUGGCGUCCUUCGUACUGCUCACUCUUUGUUUAAAAGGUACCGCCAUGAAUUUAAGUCAAAUGAAUUAUGGACAGAGAUCAAACUUGUCCUUGAUGCCUUUGCAUUGCCCUUGACAAAUCUCUUUAAGGCAACUAUUGACCUUUGCAGCACACAUGCAAACGAUGCUAGUGCUUUGAAGGUUCUCUUUUCUUCUCUCAUUCUAAUUGCGAAGCUGUUCUACAGUUUAAAUUUUCAGGAUUUGCCUGAGUUUUUUGAAGAUAACAUGGAAACGUGGAUGACAAAUUUUCAUAGUCUCUUAACUUUAGAUAAUAAACUUCUGCAGACUGAUGAUGAAGAAGAAGCCGGCUUACUGGAGCUCUUGAAAUCUCAGAUUUGUGAUAAUGCUGCUCUAUAUGCUCAAAAAUAUGACGAAGAAUUCCAGCCCUACUUGCCACGUUUUGUGACAGCAAUCUGGAAUCUGUUAGUCACAACAGGUCAGGAAGUGAAAUAUGAUUUGUUGGUUAGUAAUGCAAUCCAGUUUCUGGCCUCGGUUUGUGAAAGACCACAUUACAAGCAUCUGUUUGAAGACCAGAAUACGUUGACAAGCAUCUGUGAAAAAGUUAUUGUUCCCAACAUGGAAUUUAGAGCUGCUGAUGAAGAAGCAUUUGAAGAUAAUUCUGAAGAAUAUAUAAGAAGGGAUUUGGAAGGAUCUGAUAUUGACACAAGGCGCAGAGCAGCUUGUGAUCUGGUCAGAGGCUUGUGCAAGUUCUUUGAAGGGCCUGUGACAGGAAUUUUUUCUGGAUACGUUAAUUCCAUGCUUCAGGAAUAUGCAAAGAAUCCAUCUGUUAACUGGAAGCACAAAGAUGCAGCUAUAUACCUUGUUACAUCGUUGGCAUCCAAGGCUCAGACACAGAAGCAUGGAAUAACACAAGCCAAUGAACUUGUUAAUCUGACAGAAUUCUUUGUGAAUCACAUUCAGCCUGACUUAAAGUCAGCUAGUGUGAAUGAAUUUCCAGUGCUAAAAGCUGAUGGUAUCAAAUAUAUCAUGAUUUUUAGAAACCAAGUACCUAAAGAGCAACUGUUGUUAUCUAUUCCUCUUUUAAUCAAUCAUCUUCAAGCAGAAAGCAUUGUGGUCCAUACUUACGCAGCACAUGCUCUUGAAAGGCUGUUUACUAUGAGAGGGACGAACAAUACGACACUCAUUACAGCUGCAGAAAUGGCACCAUUUGUAGAAGUGCUGUUAACAAACCUUUUCAAAGCAUUAACGCUUCCCGGCUCAUCAGAAAAUGAAUACAUCAUGAAAGCAAUCAUGAGGAGUUUUUCUCUGCUACAGGAAUCCAUAAUUCCAUACAUCCCUUCUGUCAUCACACAGCUUACACAGAAGCUACUGGCUGUCAGUAAGAAUCCAAGCAAACCUCACUUCAACCAUUACAUGUUCGAAUCGAUAUGCUUGUCGAUAAGGAUAACGUGCAAAGCAAACCCUGAUGCUGUUGGAAGCUUUGAGGAGGCUUUGUUUAUGGUGUUCACUGAGAUACUACAGAAUGAUGUGCAAGAGUUCAUUCCAUAUGUGUUUCAAGUGAUGUCCCUGCUUCUGGAAAUGCACAAAAAUGAAAUCCCAUCAUCCUAUAUGGCAUUGUUUCCUCAUCUACUUCAGCCAGUGUUAUGGGAAAGGACAGGAAAUAUUCCUCCUCUGGUCCGACUCCUGCAGGCUUAUUUAGAGCGAGGUGCCAACACAAUAGCAAGUGCUGCUGCUGACAAAAUUCCUGGGCUGUUAGGUGUGUUCCAGAAGUUGAUUGCCUCUAAAGCUAAUGACCAUCAAGGAUUCUAUCUUCUAAACAGUAUUAUAGAGCAUAUGCCCCCUGAAUCAGUUGACCAAUACAGGAAACAGAUCUUCAUUCUACUGUUCCAAAGACUUCAAAAUUCCAAAACAACAAAAUUUAUUAAAAGUUUCCUAGUCUUCAUUAACUUGUACUGCGUAAAAUACGGAGCAUUAGCUCUUCAAGAAAUAUUUGACAGCAUACAGCCAAAGAUGUUUGGAAUGGUUCUGGAGAAAAUUAUAAUUCCUGAAAUACAGAAAGUGUCCGGACAAGUGGAAAAGAAAAUCUGUGCAGUUGGCAUUACGAAAAUAUUAACAGAAUGUCCUCCUAUGAUGGACACUGAAUACACCAAGCUGUGGACUCCUUUGCUGCAGGCACUCAUUGGCCUUUUUGAGCUGCCUGAGGAUGACACUAUCCCUGAUGAAGAACACUUCAUUGACAUAGAAGAUACUCCAGGAUAUCAGACUGCAUUCUCUCAGCUAGCCUUUGCUGGAAAGAAAGAACAUGAUCCUGUAGGUCAGAUGGUGAACAAUCCUAGAAUUCAUCUGGCACAGUCUCUUCACAAACUGUCUACUGCGUGUCCAGGCAGGGUCCCAUCAAUGCUGAGUACUAGUCUGAAUGCAGAAGCGUUGCAGUAUCUCCAAGGAUACCUCCAAGCUGCGAGCGUGACGCUGCUCUGAGUUGGUGUAUUUCACAAGCAAGAUCAAAAGCUGUUUUGUUACACAGAAAGUUGACACUGACUUUUUUUUAUAGCAGCGCUCAGACAAAAUGAAAAAUGCUACUUGAAAAUGUAUUGCAGAAUCCAUCUUGUAAAAGAUAAAUGUGGCUCUAAGCAGAAAGUGAAAGAAUUUGGUGGUGUGCGUAAUCUUAGAUAAAAGGUGGUUAACUUCCAUUCCCAGUUUAAUUUCAAAGGGAAUAGUCACAGCCGUUUGUUACGGGGUUUAUUUGCAAUCUGCAGCAUCUGGAUGACAGUUUGAAGUGAAUGGAGAGCACUGGCUGUAGAAACUCACUUCGGUCACUAAAAUUCCUUUUUAUUUUGAUGUUGUCCUUUGUAAUUCUUUUGUCUUUCCUUAAACUUUAUCUAAAUUGUGAAUAAAUAAGAAGUACUUGUUUAAAAUGCCUGUCACUGUGCACUUACUGUUUUAGAAGAGUGUAGCUGGCUUUAAAAAAAAAAAAAAAAGAUAGUGUUUUAAAUGUAGAAUAGAAAAUAAAAUAGUGGGAAUGUGAGGAUUUUUCUUUAUGUAAUAGCUUAAAUAUAUUGUGUGUUCACACAGAGCAAAUGUAAAACUUUGGCAGAAGACCCAAAGCUGCUAUUACUCUUGAUAUUCAUCAACAGGUGCACCCCUUCUCCUUAGAUGUGACAGUGUAAUGCAGCAAAAGCAAGCAGUGUACCCUCUCACAGCGGAUGUCAGUCUCCCAAGUGGAUUUUUAGUGAUGUAUCAAGACAGAAACAUUGAUCUUGUUUAGCUAGGGUGUUCUCUCUGUCUCCUUAUGAAUAUACUGAUUAGAUGUGGUAGCCCUGACUUCUAAGUGUAUCCAUAUAACCUUGUAGUUAUGGUUGAUGAAAGGAGACAAGUUCAAUGCCUGAGCCUUACUGUGUUCCCAGAUGGUCUGGGUCCCAAACUGCUAUGCUGUGGGCUGUUAGAGCAGUAAUACUGCAGGGAUAUAGGUACAUCUAGUUACAGAGACUGCAAGGCUCCUGAAUAAGAGUGAAGUCAAACACAUAUAUUUUAAGUUACCUGACCAUGUAGAUCCUGCAGAUUAUUUGAAUCAGUAUUGGGCUUUUAAAGUUACAAUGCCAGGUGAAGCUGGGCAUUGUAUCGAGAAAGUUACUGAAUUUACAGAAGGUGAAACAUAAGUCACAAUCAUCUUUUUUUUUUUUCAGUUCUUUUGUAUCUGUGGCUGCCAUGUGGGAAUGCAUAUUGGCCAUCUCUCUUAAUGUGUAAAGUAAAGAGUUACUUGUCAGACAAUUAAUUUAAACUGCUUAAGUGCCUAAAAAAUGCAUUAAAUGAAUCAGCAUCAA